This is a messenger RNA of Mya arenaria, 5145 nucleotides long. RefSeq lists its product as uncharacterized. Gene Ontology annotation, biological process: protein phosphorylation. The record is from RefSeq and is a predicted model, not a curated record. NCBI's taxonomy places the organism in Eukaryota, Metazoa, Mollusca, Bivalvia, Myida, Myidae. Bases 834 to 1934 code for a protein of 366 amino acids. Gene Ontology annotation, molecular function: protein kinase activity. The transcript has 3 exons.
AUUUGUUGAUUCAUGACUUAAUUGUUGGAAUUGGAGUAAUGUGUCAUUUACCUUAUUUUAGAGAUAUAGGGGAAUAGAGAUUGAACCUAUUCUAGUCUUUCACACACUAUUAGAUUGUAAAUCCUUAAACUUUGUACCGAUACACAUGAUCACUUGUCCAAGAAGUGUGCCAGUGCUUUAUUAUAUAUUUUUUGUCAGUUGCGGUAAAAACUUCCAGACUUAUUUUUCCUAAAGCAAUGAAUUUCAUAUUUAGACUAGCUAUCUAAAAUAUUCUGCUUUUGCAGCCAAUUUCAUUAUUCAGUUGCAGACAAAUUGUCUAAAAUGGUAAAUAAUCUGUUCUCAAAAUAAUAACAAAUUUGUCUUAUUAGCUCCACUCUUAUUUGACGAAUAAGUCUGGCUUCCAGAAUGCCAUGGCAUUAAUAACUACUUUAAUUUUAACCUUAACUCAAAAACAGUUUAAGAUACCGGUAAUUCGAAUGAGUCUGGGCACAUCAGCUGCCAUAGAUAAUACACAGUUAUGACAUGUCCCAAAACAGUGGCUCAUGGUAUUUAGGCAGGUAUUCAGGAUUGUUUAAGAAUUCCAUGACUGAUUUUUAGUAAUUUCUUUGAUUUUGCAGGUAAAGUAACGUGUCUGAAGCACAGUUCAAAAUUCAACCAUUUUAUGUGUUUAAAACAUAAUGUCCUUCUAUUGUAUAAUAUGUGUUAUUUCAAAACUCUUUUUGUCAUGAAUUGUGUCAUUAGUUAUACUAAAUAAACAUUGGACUUCACAAUUAUUAAUUGUUUAAAAACUGCCUGUUUACAGAUGGGGUCUUGGCCUGAUAUGCUGGGAGGUGAUGUCACUGGGGAAGGUCCCGUAUGCAGGUCUAGAUGAGCAGACGUACAAACAGACAGUGCUUGAUGGGUCACGCCCACCCAUGGGUGCCUAUAUGCACAUGUACAUGUAUCGUGUGCUGAAGAGCUGCUGUCAAUAUUACCCGGAUGACAGACCAAAUGCAGAGCAAGUGCUCAACCAGCUACUGGAUGUUCAGGGAAGAGUGUCUGAAUCUGAAGAAACUGCCAUAGAAAAAGAAAGGCGCCAUGGACAACCAUUGAACUCGAGACAGCCUGUGAUCCAGUCCUGUGAUGCUGUUAGACAGAAACGACCACAAGGGUCGGAUGAUGUUCGCCAUUAUAGUCCUGCUAGUAAAUCCACUAUUGAUGCUCACCAAAAACAGCUGCCAAAAUCAAAAGAAGAUGUGUCUGUAAUCCUAAACCCUAAAUUUGGUGCACGGUUUGCUAACAAACAUUCCAAUAAAGCCGAAGUCUGUGAUCAAGAUACAUUUUCCACCAAACAUACUGGUUUUCCCAAUGCAAAUCCUGGUGCUACAGGCAGACCAAGUGCUCGACCAAAGGCCUCCUACCAGGAGCUACAACAGAAGGAUCAGCGGAAGUCACCUGCCCAGCAAAACCCAACCACCCAUCAUCACCCAACCACCCAGACCCAGCAUCGCCCAACCUCCAAGACCCAGCAUCGCCCAAAUACCCAGACCCAGCAUCACCCAACUACUGAACAUCCACCAAGCACUGAGACGCAGCAUCACCAAACUACCCAACGUCAACCAACCACCCAGACCCAGCAUUAUCCAACUGCUAAACAUCAGCCACAUGCUCAAUGGGGCCUGAUGCACAAUGAUCAGCAGAGGAAACAUGAACCCCUUGAGCGUCCUGGACAACUGUCAGCACACAAUAAGCAGAAGAAUGACAAACUUCAGGAUAAAUACACCAACCACUUCAGUAACCCUUCCGAUACAGGAGUUUUCCCAGCCAACUACUUGAUGAAUAACCCUGAAAGAAACCAUGAUUGCACAUCAUCCACCACUCCUCAGCAGGCAUUGAGGCCGGCUGAAAACGGUGUAAAGUUGGCAGACAGUGAAAUCCUUGAGACAGAAAUAUAAUGAAUCUCAAAAUGGCAGUUCCAUAUAUACUCAUUUCCGUAUCUAGACUAAAAUGGCAACUUAGCUGUCAAUUGUUUAUAUUUGUGGAGAAAGUUUAUUUGGGCUAUUUGCCAUACUUUAGUUAAUGCUUUUAUAUAUUAAUUAACCAUAGGUUGACUUCCAAUAAGCAGAGAUUUAUUGGGAACAUGUAGUACGAAAAUUAAAGAUCUGAGAGUAAUUUGCCUUGUAUAUUCUUGUACUCAUAUUGCAGCCAUAAACAAGUUUAUGUUUUAAUACAGUAAAACUGCAGUGGUUCAAACAAGCGUUCGUUUGAAAACCAGCGAUCAGUCGAGGUGAAAGCUUAGUCCUGAGCAUUAUUCCUUCUAUAUUCAUAUAAAUAUACUGACGCUGGAUCGAAACCUAAAUAAGUGAAGGAGUCGAGCACCAUUGCCGGUCCUGAAUACACAAAUCAUGCACAAAACCUUAUGGUUACCUCAAGGUCAUUAUUCCACACAAUUUUCCGAAUGCAUGUUCCAAAAAAACUAGCAAUUGGCAGGUUUUUAAGUUUUCACAAGUUGUAAAAAUUGCAAUGACAGAUGAAAGUGAAUUUGAAACGUGUGAAAAACCGAUUAAAACCGUUUAUAUUUGAUAAGGGCAUUUGAGAAGAUACUUGUGAAAAGUUAAUGAUGAGAAUUUAAUCAUAAUCUUAUGUUGUUUGUUUACAAAAUAAGUGUUCUUUGAAAAGAUAAACUUUGUUAUUAUCCUUUUAUAUUUUUUUCUUUUCCAUUAAGUAUACGACAGCUUUUGAGCAUGUGAGCAAUUUCCACAAUGCUAUAAAUAAAUAAUCGGUGCCGAAACUAACGACUUAAAAAAUAUAUUGAAAAACGUUUCAUAAUAGAUUAAAAUUGGUCUUUCGAAACAUCGGAUUACUAGAGGUUUUAGCUUGUUUCCCGGCGUCCUCGAGCAAUCGCAGUUUUACUGUAAAACUAUUUUAUUUUGUAACUGUAUCAUAUGACACACCAGCCUGUAUUGUCACUUGUGAUAUAAUUCUAUUACAUUUAGUACAGCUAUGAAGCCAUAUUACUUAAGAAAUAAUGCAUAAUGAUGAAAUUGUAUUUCUAUUUUAUGUCCCUUGUUUGGCAAAUCAAGAAAUACUUUGUAUAUAUUUUGUGCCAUGAUAUUAUUGAAAAUUAUCACUACAGCGCAUUUUAAUAUGUAUGUAUAUCCAACAAUUAUAUAUGAAAGUGUCAAGUUUGAAGUUAUAUUUUUUACGCAGACUAUGUUUAUGUAUGACCCUCGUAAACUUUGCUUGUCUGUAUAGCCUUAACCAUGCGCCUCUAAACAGGCUCUGUGUUUAUUGUUUGACCAAGUACUGGGCUUGUCUCUGUGGUUUCCUAUGUAUUAGUUCAAGGACAGUAUUCAGAUUAUAGAUUUGUUGCUGUAAUUUAUUACAUGUUAUUUUAUAUUCUAUAAAGGCCCCACAAUUAUCAUUGUGGAUGCUCUAUAUUAAUCAUCUUGUCAUGGCAUUCUGUAAGUUUCCAAUUGUUUUCUUAAUAACUUUAAAACCAAAGAAUCAGCUAAAAACUUCAAAAUGGUUCAUCACAGUAACACUUUUUUACCCUAGUAACAUAACUGUAAUGUGAAUAUCGAUAAGUGUAGAACCCGGUAUAAACAUAUUCAAAGUGAACAAGUGAAUUUACUUUUUUUAUACCCCCCCUUUAAAGAAGAGGGGUAUAUUGCUUUGUACAUGUCGGUAGGUCGGUCCGUCGGAAGAUUAAAGUUUGUCCGAGUGAUAACUCAACAAUUCCUUGACGUAAGGUCAUCAAACUUGACAUGAAGAUAGGGCCUGACCAGUAGAUGACCCCUAUUGAUUUUAGGGUGACCUUGAAUGAUAAAAGGUUGUCCGAUUGGUAAUUUUACAAUGCCUGCACCCAUGGCCCUUAAUCUUGAUUUGGAGCUUGGGUCUGACCAGUACAAGAUCCCUAUUGAUUUUGGGGUUCAUCGGGCCAAAGGUCAAGGACACAUUGACCUUGAAUGAUAAAAGGUUGUCCGAGUGAUAACUCGACAAUGCCAACACCCAUGGCCCUCAAACUUGACUUAGAGGUUCGGCCUGACCAGUUAAUGUUCCCUAUUUGUUUUGGGGGGGCGUCGGACCAAAGGUCAAGGUUACAUUGACCUUGAAGGCAAAAUCGACAAUUCCUGGACCUAUGGUCAUCAAACUUGACAUGAAGGUUGGGCCUGACCAGUAGAUGACUCCUCUUGAUUUUGGGUUUUAUCAGGUCAAAAGUCAAUGUCACAGUGACCUUUAACACGAAAAAGUUAACAAAGCUUCUCCCAGUGAUAUCUCAACAAAGCCUGGACCUAUGAUCAUCAAACUUGAUUAGGGGGUUUGGCCUUUUAAUCUAAGAGGUCAUCGGAUCAAAGGUCAAGGUCACAGUGACCUUGAACGCAAAAAGCUUGUCUGUGUGAUGACUUGACACUGCCUGCACCCAUGGCCCUAAAACUUCACUUGGAUGUCCAUGCAUAUUUCAUUUAAUUGUCCAAAUAAUCCUGACAACAUGGCGCUUUGGGGGGAUAUAAUGUUUGACAAACAUCUCUUGUAUUAUAAGCUUUUGAGGAUUAGAUGAAAUAUAUCACAUUGUGAACUGGUGUGACUGGUUUGUUUUUGAAAUUGUUUAGUUGUAUAAAAAAAGUUAGAGCACUAUGUACUGAAAGAUGUGAAUGAAAAUUGAAACAACGAUUACGAGCAAUUAUAUAUUGAACUCAUGAACAUUUGAAGAACUUCAACUCUGUGGCUUGUGAUACUAAUUGAGGUAGUGAUGCAAAAGAAUUUAUUUUUCAUCAGAGCUUGAAAAGUAUGAGAUGAAAGUGAAUCAUUAAUUUAUGGCAAUGUUGACUUGUUACAUUUUAAAAACCAUAACUCUGAGACCUGUUGUUUAUAAAUUGCUUCCCUGUACAAACAAAGUAUGUUUGAAAAUUAUUCAUAACUUAUGCCAGUGUUGACUGGACAUAUUUUAAGGACCAUACAUUUGUGACCAGUGGUUAAUGCUGUGUUUCUUGAAUAAUUAUGGAAUAUAAAAAUAAUAUUUGAGCAUAGCUUUUGGCAUGUAGUUUAAAGUGCUAGCUUGGUUUUCUAUUUUUGUUUAUGACUUGCAAUACAUGACUGUAUUUUGUUUGUUGUAGAUUGAUGUUAUACGGAGUGUUUUGUUAAUAAAAGGAAUACUAAAACAUU